Molecule: messenger RNA, 942 nt
Organism: Mesorhabditis belari
Lineage: Eukaryota; Metazoa; Nematoda; Chromadorea; Rhabditida; Rhabditidae
Source: the annotation of a GenBank genome assembly
AUGGAUUCAAGAGAAGUGAAAAUAGAGCAAAUGGACACUGGAAACGAGCCGACGUCACCACUCGGUCCGUUGGAUCCGUCGAGAUUGAGGGAUAUGGUGGUCGAUCAACAGCAUUUCCCUAGUCAACACCAUCCGCCCAAUGUGAUGCCGGCUGGGCAAAUGAGCUGGCAAUCGGAGCAAACAAUGCGACCAACACAUAUGCAGGGCAUUCCGAUGGAUGUCCAGCAAACAUCACAAGGCCCACCACAAUCAACUCCACAAGGACCGAUUCCCCCGCAAUCGCCAAUGGGUAGCCCGGCACAAAUGUCGAUGAACCCUAGUCACAACCCUCAAUCACAGCAACCGCAAGGAUACGAUGCUUUACCUGGCUAUCCCCCACAUCAACAACAUCAACCACCAUAUCAAAUGCCACCGCAAAGUCCAAGUGGCGCUCAAAUGCCGCCCACUGCUGGCCCAAUGCCUUCACCUGGAAACCCAAUGUAUCAACAACGAAUGAUGCAAAUGCAAGGCCAAUCAAUCCAUCCACAACAGUAUCCACUUUAUCCACAAAAUGGUCAAUGGCCACAACCGGGCACAGCGUAUCCCCAGGGUGGCCCUAGGGUGGCGGCUCAGCCACAAGGAAUGCCACAACAACGACCGAUGCCCAUUCACAGAGUACCAUUUCCAGGUGGUCCAGGUUAUCCGGCUGGUGUACCACAAGGAGCCGCUUUCCGGGGAGCACCGACCCGACCUGGACAAUAUCCACCGGGUGCUGCCCCGCCAGGUUAUGGAUAUCCCGGUCAACCAUCACAGGGUUAUCCACCACAGGGAAUCCCAGCUGCAUAUCAAAGACCGCCACAGUCUCAACCAAUGCGUCCUUACAUCAAUUCACCCCAGACAGCAAUGAUGGGAGCGAACGUCACACCCAAAAUGCCAUACUCAAAGAAAUUUACCGUUUCUCUU